AUGCAGUUCACGACCAUCUUGAUAGCCGCCUGCCUGGCUCUCCUCGGUGGUACAGUCACAGUCACAGUCACAGCCACAGCCCAAAGUCAGCCCGGCAUGAACCUGCCCACACAGACACCCUCCCUGUCGGUGCCUGCUUUCCACUCUGACAUGUCUAUGCCUUCCCCGGCCCGUCCAUCUAUGGCUCGUCCAUCUAUGGCCAGUGGCUCAUCUUCUUCCGGCGGUUCAUCGGGCCCCAGCUCCUCACCCGCCGCUUCGUCUUCGGGCUUCCGCACUGCCACGGUUCCCAGUACCCCCUCCAGUGGCUCGGAGAACUCAAACAUCCUCGGCAAUCUGCGGCGUCCCCCUCAAAAGUGA
This is a messenger RNA of Penicillium canariense, 357 nucleotides long. RefSeq lists its product as uncharacterized. The transcript has a single exon. The record is from RefSeq and is a predicted model, not a curated record. NCBI's taxonomy places the organism in Eukaryota, Fungi, Ascomycota, Eurotiomycetes, Eurotiales, Aspergillaceae. Bases 1 to 357 code for a protein of 118 amino acids.